Molecule: messenger RNA, 1503 nt
Organism: Cyphellophora attinorum
Lineage: Eukaryota; Fungi; Ascomycota; Eurotiomycetes; Chaetothyriales; Cyphellophoraceae
Product: putative leucine aminopeptidase 2
Exons: 3
Coding region: 1-1503 (500 amino acids)
Biological process (GO): proteolysis
Molecular function (GO): metalloexopeptidase activity
Source: RefSeq, a predicted model, not a curated record
AUGACACGCACCACUAACAUCUUCGUCGCUGCGGCCGUCUGCGCUUGUGGCCUGACGACGGCUGUCGCAGAGCGUCCCAAACCACUAAAUGCAGCAGCCUUUGAAGAGGCCGUCACCACAGAAAGCCUGAUGUCAACUCUAGCUUCCCUUCAGACCAUCGCCGACGAGAAUGGUGGCAAUCGCGCUUUCGGCCAGCCCGGUUACGCCGCCUCUGUAGACUUCAUCCUCUCUGAGCUCGACAAAUCCAAGUCCUGGAUCAGCUCAGUCCAAGACUUUCCAGCUCUGUAUGCCGAAACCACCGCCAUCGACUUCACCGUCGACGACACGAGCUACUACAUCUAUGGCCUGACCUACUCACCAUCCACCGAGGAAGGCGGAUUCACCGCUGAGCUAGUUCUCGGCCCGUCCGGUGCAGCUGGUUGCAAUGCCUCCGGAUAUGCCGAUCUCGAUGUGACGGACAAGAUCGUGCUCGUCGAGCGCUUUCGCUGUCCUACAGGGGGAACUCUGGCUGGGCGAGUACGGCCAGCAGCCGCAGCGGGAGCCAAGGGUGUGGUCAUCUACAGCGACAUUGACACGAAGGUGACCGCGGGCACACUAUCUGCUCCGGACCCGGACGAAUUUGUACCUGCAGGCUAUAUCAAUCGUGCAGACGGCCUACCUCUCGUGGAGAGACUUGAAGCCGGUGAGACAAUUGAAGCGCAUCUCGAGCUGGUGCAAUUGAUUGAGGAGCGCAUCACUCAAAACGUCUUCGUCGAAAGCGGAUGCGGCGAUUCCGAUAAUCUAAUCAUCCUCGGAGCCCACCUCGACUCUGUGCAAGCUGGACCUGGUAUCAACGAUGACGGGUCUGGGAGUGCGCUAUUGCUUUCUCUCUUCCACGCAAUUCAACCAUACACCUUUACCAACAGGAUCCGAUUUGCAUGGUGGGGUGCAGAGGAGAACGGCCUUGUGGGCAGCACGUACUAUACCGACAACGUCACGCCAGAAGAGGCUGACUCGAUCUUGGUAUACCUCAACUUCGAUAUGGUUUCCCGAGGCUAUUUUGGCGUGUUUGAUGGAGAUGGAAGCACUCACAACGUGACUGGCGCGCCUGGUAGCGAAGUGAUCGAGCAGCUCUUUGUGGAUCACCUUGAGGGGAGAGGAAUCAACGUCACAGCCGCUGCUUCUACGGGCGGCUCUGACUACGCGACGUUCAUGAGCACACUGGAGAAGCCUGUGGGUGGGCUCCAUACCGGGACUGGGGUCGCUCAAGACCCAUGCUAUCACCAGGAAUGUGACACAUACGAGAACGCCAACAGCACGGUCUUGGCCAUCAAUGCAAAGGCUGUGGCGAAUGUUCUCACGACACUAGCGAUGAAAGGCCAAGAUCUGAUCCCGAAGGCGCCAUCCAACGUAACUCGACUUGCCAAGCGUGGCGCCGGCAUCACUUCCGCUGAGCUGUUCCCAUGGUCUCAGAUCCCAGGCGAGAAGCACCUGCACCUUGGAACUUGCGGCCAUGAUGACUAG